CUUCUCUCUUUCUUGCCAUCUUCUCACCAUAACCAAGCAGAAACCUAUUGCUAUCAUCACCAUUAUCAUCGUUUGCUUCUGUCUUGAACAUUCUUUACUCAUGAUAUUCUUGGCAAUAUUUGUAAACAAGCAAACUCAAAGACAUAAAUGAAAAUGGUAAACAUCAGCUUAUAAGAGGUUUCUUCUGAUGGAUAAAUGGAUCAAGAUUUGUCAACAAUCAGUUGUUCUUGAUUCACAUCGUCUUCUCAUCUCACCUUUUCCAAUUAUUGUCUUGCUUUCAACUUGCCAGCUCAUUUCACCUUUACUCUUGUGACUGUCCAACAUUUCACUUUCAAUCACAUUUUCAUUCUUGUGUAAACUCGACUUUACAAUUUUUUUCAUGGUGAAACUCAAGACAACUUAUUGAUUUUGCUCAUUCAAUCAACGUUUCCAUUCAUCUUUUUUUCCCUCUCCUCUGUUCAUCAUUUCUUGUUUACACAAUAUUAUAUCAUGUUAUUAUUGGAAACGUUUAACCAACAGCUCAUCAUCAUCAAUGUUGCACUCAUUGAUUGUCUCAUCAUUUCACAUUAAAUGAGAUCAACAAAUUUAUCCAAAGCAAAGAAUAGUUGGAAAAAUCAAAGCUUCAUUUGCUCAUCAAGAAUCAAUCAAAGGACUAAAAAGUGUUUCAAUUGGAAUGUGCUUUAUUCUUCCUCAAUCUUUACUUGAUUAUUCACGACAUAAUUGUAGUUGAUUUGCGUUUCCAUUUUCAACAUUCAUUAUCGAUUUUUUCAUGAAAUUCGCUUCAAUGUAAAUUCCUUUCGACAACUUGUUGCAUUUGGAAUCACGCUUUUUGUUUAAAAAAAAUUUACUUUUGCGUUUGCUGAGGUUCUUCAUUAACUCAGUCAAGCUGGAGAUGGAUAGCUUUAAAGAGGAAUUGACUGUGACCACAGUUGAACCUCGAAACUGGAAAGGAAUACUCAUUGCACUGCUCGUCAUUCUCAGUAUAUGCACAGUUAUAACUGGUGCAAUACUAUUGCUCAGUCCACGUGUUGAUGGAAAAAAAGAGCGGCUUCCUCUUGAAGAAGUUUUAGUUGAUGGAUUCACAACUAGAAUACAUAAUCUAACUUGGAUUUCAAGUCGCAAGAUAAUUUACCGAGAUCCUGAUGGGAGUUUAAUGAUAUAUGAUAUUGCAACAAAAUGGAAAACAAUUUUAGCAUCAAAUGCAAGUUUAGGUAAAUUAAAAAUUGAACGAUUUAGCUUAUCAUCCGAUAAAAGAUAUGUCCUAUUGAUUCACGAUGUAAAAAAGACGACAAGUCAUUCCUUCAAAGCUCGAUACAAAGUCUACGAUACCAAGAACAGUGUAAUGUCUUCGCUAACAGCACCAGGUUUGGAAGACGAUCAUCAAAUUGAAUACGCUGAUUGGGGUCCCACUGGAAGUCAAAUGGUAUUGAUACACAAAAAAGACAUAAUUUUAUUUCCAAAGUUUAGCUCCAAGCCAAUUCAAGUAACAAACACAGGGAAAGAUGGUAACAUUUACAAUGGAGUUCCAGAUGUUAUGUAUGAAGAAUUUGUUCUUCGCGAUUAUAAAGCACUUUGGUGGAAUGAAGACGGCACCAAGUUUUGUUUUGCAUCGUUUGAUAAUACGGCAGUUGAUCAAAUGCCAAUCGUUAUUUAUGGAUCUCCAUACAAUUUAAGUGAUGAAUUUUCAACUUCGGGUCCACUUUCCUAUCCAAAGAUAAUCAACUAUCCAUACCCAAAGCCUGGUCGCAACAAUCCGAUUGUUACACUAAAAAUUGCCCUUGUUCGUCCAGCAUCUGUUCAAAUAAAAAACGUCCACAUUCCAAGUCAACUGGAAGCAGCAGAGUAUUAUAUCAAAACGGUUAACUGGAUCGGGGCUAAUAAGAUUGCAGUGGUUUGGCUGAAGCGACCUCAAAACUAUUCAGUGGUUACACUCUGUGAAGAGGAAACUGAUUGGCACUGCGAAAUGUUGUUGGAGGAACACUUGAACACUCCUCAUGGAUGGCUUGAUAUCAAAAGUGGCCCAUUAUUUUCAAACGAUAAAGAAUAUUAUUUCAUCAUUUUACCUGUUGCUGAUGGUUCCUAUGGAACCUUUGAUCACAUUAUCAUGUUUAUUCGUAAAGGUAAUAAACGUUAUCAUUUAACUCAUGGACAGUUUGUGGUCACUCAACUGUAUACUCAUCGAUCCGAUUUAAGAACCCUAUAUUAUCAGGCAACAGUUGCCGAUAAUCCUGCCGUUCGUCACAUAUUUUCCAUUACCGACACUGAACACCCUGAGCCACGGACCAUUAAAUGUCUCUCUUGUGAUCUGAGUCCUUCUUGCACCCACAAUUUGGCCAAAUUUUCUCCCGAUGGAGAGUACUUUAUACUUGAGUGCCUUGGACCGGGUAUUCCUCGGAGUGAGUUGCGUUACACGGAAACAAAUGAGCUUAAAGAAGUUUUAAAUACUUUUCCAAGUUUCGAGGAACAGAUCAACUCAAGAGCAAUGCCAAGAACUAGAUACUUUACAGUGGCCAUUGAUGAAGACAUUUUUGGCCGAGUAAGGCUGCUUCUCCCGCCUGGACUUGAUGAAGAUGAUACCGUCAAGUAUCCAAUCAUUGUCAAACUAAACAAUGAACCCGAAGAUCAAGCUGUUUCACACAUAAACCGCAUAACCUGGGACCAUUACUUAGCCAGUAAAAGGGAAUACAUUGUUGCCUCUAUUGAUGUAAGAGGGUCGGGCUUUCAAGGUGAUAGUUAUAAGCAUUCAAUUUACCACAACAUUGGUGACACUGAGGCUCAUGAUAUAAUUGAAGUAAUAAAAUUCUUGAAAAGCCACGUUCCAUAUGUGGAAGAGGAUAAAAUUGCCCUUUGGGGAUCAGAGAUUGGCGGUUACAUGGUGGCUUCAUUAAUGAUUAAAGAUCCAGCAUUCAAUUGUGGCAUUGCCAUUUCACCUGUAACAAGUUGGCGUAAUUAUGCUUCAUUUUUCAUGGAAAAAACUAUGGGACUUCCCUGGCCUCAGGAUAAUUACAUCAACUACGACAAGUCUGACUUGUUUAGAAGUGUUUCUGGUUUAAAAGAUAAAGCUUUCAUGAUCAUUCAUGGGACUGCAGACACCAAAGUCAACAUUCAACAUUCAAUGUUAUUAAUUAAAGCACUGACUGAUCGCGGGAUUCCUUUUCGUGUUCAGCUUUACCCUGACGGUGAACAUUCCCUUUAUGAUGAACAAUUUCAUUUGUACAAAACAAUGGAAGACUUUUUUGCUCGCUGCUUCCAAUCUCGGGAUGACCAAGAUGAAGAGGAAAUGGAGUUGCCGAUAACAAAAGUGAUCAAGGGAGGAAAAAAGAUAAUAACUGGUGAAGAAUGAAUUGUUGUCGAAUCUUGAAUAUAUUCAAUUGGAUUACAGUUUUAAAUGGAAAAAUCGGUUUUCUUCAAACGAUUACUUUCCACUAAUUUCAAGGCAACGAAGCACGGUGCUGAUUUAUCGAGACAAACUUGAAUUCUUGGAUUAAGUUUGAAGAGCAAACGUGAUUGAAUGAUCUGUAGGAAAGAAAAAAAUGUCCAAGACUUCUUUCUCAGUCAAUUUUCAAAUUAUUAGACUUGUAAUAAAUCAUCAUUUCGUAAUAGUAUUGGAUUUUUCAUGUUGCGACAUGGCAUAUUCAGGUACAAUCUGGAACAUGAUUUUCGUAUUUUCUCGCUUUGCUUCUCUUCCUUGGUGGUUAGACAAAAUAUAAACAUUUAAAACUUUUCAGUUUCGUAAUUAAUAAUUUAUAAUUUAUUUAAAUCAAAUCGGUUAAUGUUUUAGGAAACAAGAUUCAUAGUCGUCGAACUAAACUGUCUAAAAUGCUUGACGGGUACAUUUAUAAGAAGACUUGUAUUGCAAAAUUGUCUAUGUUGAACUCAAUGUCGAAGUUUAUGAUGUUGAGUUCAGUUGUAAUUACUAUGAAAAUAACCAAUGUGAUUGGAAAGAAACAGAAACUCAACAGAGUUAUUAAUGUUGUCUAUUGUUACAUCAAUUAUUAUAUUUGUAUUAACAUAAAAAAUGAGAAGGUUUCUGAAUAAAGCUCCUGAAAUAA
Molecule: messenger RNA, 4052 nt
Organism: Tetranychus urticae (two-spotted spider mite)
Lineage: Eukaryota; Metazoa; Arthropoda; Arachnida; Trombidiformes; Tetranychidae
Product: inactive dipeptidyl peptidase 10
Biological process (GO): proteolysis
Cellular component (GO): plasma membrane
Molecular function (GO): serine-type peptidase activity; dipeptidyl-peptidase activity
Source: RefSeq, a predicted model, not a curated record